Messenger RNA from Schizosaccharomyces cryophilus OY26, 660 nucleotides. Its product is annotated as Mam33 family protein. Gene Ontology annotation, biological process: cytosolic ribosome assembly. The record is from RefSeq and is a predicted model, not a curated record. Gene Ontology annotation, cellular component: mitochondrial matrix. The coding region runs from base 1 to 660 and encodes 219 amino acids. Lineage: Eukaryota; Fungi; Ascomycota; Schizosaccharomycetes; Schizosaccharomycetales; Schizosaccharomycetaceae. The transcript has 3 exons.
AUGGAACAACUUGCACUCAAGUUGGAUUCGGAGUUAGGCUUCGUGAACCAGGUUUUAGGAGAGACAAAGCCAAAAAAAGAAUAUGAAGAUGCUUUACGUUCAUUUACAAUUCAUGAAGAUCCUACUCGAAAUUACAUCGCCGCUACUAGGGAACUGGAGAAUGAAAGGAUACGAGUCACAGUUCCUGUUUACAGCUCAAGGGCACUUUAUACAGACAGGAAUAAUGUGAUGCAUAACAGCGAAGGCGAAGGAAAAAAUGAUGAAUCUGAUGAGUUAAGUUACUUUCAGCAUUCUAUUCCUACUUAUGUACAGAUAACGAAAAAGGAGGGAACCAUGCUCUGUUCACUGCUUCUUAACAAAGAUCAAAUCCUCUUUAACAGUCUUAUGUUUGAUCAGAAUAAGGACUCGCCAGUUGCUUUCACCGAUCUUGCUCAAGCAUUGAGAAAGAGUCCUAAGUAUCGUGGACGCAGAGCAAAUAAGCUUCCUGAACCAUUAAAAACUUCCCUAUUAGCAUACCUGGAAGAAAAGGAAAUUACAACGCAAUUUAUCAGAGCUUUGAUUUCAAGGAUCUGGCGCAAGGAAAAUCUGUCAUAUAAAUCCUGGAUAGAAAAUAUUUUAGAUUAUGUUCUAUUUCAAGGGCCUUCAAAACCAACAACUUAG